Messenger RNA from Vicia faba (fava bean), 1323 nucleotides. NCBI's taxonomy places the organism in Eukaryota, Viridiplantae, Streptophyta, Magnoliopsida, Fabales, Fabaceae. The record is from the annotation of a GenBank genome assembly.
AUGGCUCUCACACAGUUAAACAACUCCACUUGCUCAAAAACUCAACUUCACUCAUCAUCACAGCACUCAUUUCUCUCUAGGACUAGGACUCUUCCUAGGCACUAUCACUCUACUUUUGCUCCACUUCACAGAACUCAACAUGCUACAAUUUCUUGUUCUGUUGCACCAAAUCAAGUGCAGGUUCCAGCUGCACAAACACAGGACCCCAAGGGUAAGCCUGAUUGCUAUGGUGUCUUCUGCCUUACCUAUGAUUUGAAGGCUGAAGAGGAGACAAAAUCGUGGAAGAAAUUAAUUAACAUUGCUGUCUCAGGUGCUGCUGGAAUGAUUUCCAAUCAUCUACUUUUCAAGCUUGCAUCCGGUGAAGUUUUCGGUCCAGAUCAACCUAUUGCGCUGAAAUUAUUAGGAUCAGAAAGGUCAAUCCAAGCUCUUGAAGGUGUUGCGAUGGAAUUGGAGGACUCUUUGUUUCCUUUGCUGAGGGAGGUUGUUAUCAGCAUUGAUCCUUAUGAGGUCUUCCAAGAUGCAGAAUGGGCUUUGCUAAUAGGCGCAAAGCCUCGAGGACCAGGAGUGGAGCGUGCAGCUUUGCUAGACAUAAAUGGACAGAUUUUUGCGGAGCAGGGAAAAGCACUUAAUGCUGUCGCCUCGCGUAAUGCCAAAGUUAUAGUUGUGGGAAACCCUUGCAAUACAAAUGCAUUAAUAUGUUUGAAGAAUGCUCCAAAUAUUCCAGCAAAAAACUUUCAUGCUUUAACCCGUUUAGAUGAAAACAGGGCAAAAUGUCAGCUAGCCCUCAAGGCAGGUGUCUUCUACGAUAAAGUGUCGAAUAUGACGAUAUGGGGCAACCACUCAACUACUCAGGUCCCCGACUUCUUAAAUGCCAGAAUCGAUGGUCUGCCCGUCAAAGAAGUGAUUAAGGAUAAUAAGUGGUUAGAAGAAGAGUUCACUGAAAAGGUUCAAAAGAGAGGUGGUGUGCUUAUUCAAAAAUGGGGAAGAUCGUCUGCUGCAUCAACUUCAGUGUCGAUAGUUGAUGCCAUACGAUCUUUGAUCACUCCUACUCCCGAGGGUGACUGGUUUUCUUCUGGUGUAUAUACCAAUGGGAAUCCUUAUGGAAUAGCUGAAGAUAUUGUUUUCAGCAUGCCAUGUCGAUCAAAGGGAGACGGUGAUUAUGAGCUUGUCAAGGAUGUUAUAUUUGAUGACUACCUAAGACAGAAAUUAGCCAAAACCGAAGCUGAGUUAUUGGCCGAGAAAAAAUGUGUGGCUCACCUAACAGGCGAGGGCAUUGCUGUUUGUGAUCUUCCUGGUGAUACCAUGCUUCCAGGAGAAAUGUAA